Molecule: messenger RNA, 3298 nt
Organism: Pogonomyrmex barbatus (red harvester ant)
Lineage: Eukaryota; Metazoa; Arthropoda; Insecta; Hymenoptera; Formicidae
Gene: smo
Product: smoothened, frizzled class receptor
Biological process (GO): central nervous system development; smoothened signaling pathway; commissural neuron axon guidance
Cellular component (GO): dendrite; plasma membrane; cilium
Molecular function (GO): transmembrane signaling receptor activity; patched binding
Source: RefSeq, a predicted model, not a curated record
GCAUUCAAAACUCGAGAAAGACGAGGGAUACAGGGGAGGGGGAGGCGUCGUGGGUGGUCUGCCUGCCGACCCGGGAACGCGACGCGUGUGUGGUCCGCGCUGUUCCGUGCGCUUCGUGAGUGCGUCUGUCGUCUCGAUUGUGGUAGAAGAUGCGAAACGCUCCGCCUGAACGAGACGCAGACCUUGCCUCCUGGUUGACCGAGAUCAUCCGUGGCAACGAUUCGUGAUCGCGACCGCGCGAAAGGUACGCAUCUCCGGCUCUAAAUGUCCCAUUGUUUACUUGUGGUGCAUUUAUUUCCCACGUGACUUCUUUCGGGAUUAAUCAAUUAUCAAGCGUCAGUCAAGCGUCGGUCGAGCGUCUUGGAAAAGGAAAAGCUCAUAUACACGUGAGAAAGAAAACAAAAAUAUGAUAUUCUUGCUGGUCUUUUUGUGCUUGUUUCGCGGUUUGUCCUCGGAAUUGGAGCAUGGAUUUACAGCAAACGAUAAUGAAAAUAAUACAUGGAAAGGCAUGGAUUUGGGCCGGCAUAUAAUCAAAGAUUCUAAUUAUCUGCUAGAUAGAUAUCCCAUAGGCGAGUUGUCACCGGAUAUAUCGACCUGCCGCAGACCUGCCAAAUGCAUUCCAUUAUCCAAAAGCACCUGUAUGGGCACGAAAUUGCCUUAUACCUCUACCACAUUGGAUCUUAUAUCAGAGCGUGUAACUCAAGAUAUUAUUGAGGUAGAUGAAUUUACUAUUGCUCCUCUCACACCAAAAUGUUGGGCAGUCGUUCUACCAUUUUUGUGCUCAAUAUUCAUGCCGAAGUGUAUUAACGACACAGUCGAAUUACCAUCUCAAGAGAUGUGUAAGAUGGUAUCAGGACCUUGUAGGAUGCUGAUGAAUCAUACAAUAUGGCCGAGUUUUGCAAAGUGUGAUAAUACAAAAUUGUUCCCACGACUAUGUCAGAAUGAUGUUAGGGAAUUAAAAUUUAACAUCUCGGGCAAAUGUUUAAAGCCGCUGAUACCGACUGACAAUGCCCUUUCGAUUUUCGAUGGCGUGGAAGGUUGUGGCACACAGUGUUAUGAUCCAUUAUAUACGCCUGACGAACAUAAUCAAAUACAUUCGUUUAUUGUGUGGGCUGCAGGUAUCUGCUGCACCUUUAAUUUAUUCACCAUUAUAACAUUCUUGAUAGAUUGGAGAAGUGCAAAUAAAUAUCCAGCAUUAGUGAUAUUUUACAUAAAUGGUUGUUAUAUGGUAUCUUGUAUUGGAUGGCUGAUUCAAUUCACUCCCGGUAGCAGGGACGUGAUUAUAUGCCGCAAAGAUGGAACUUUAAGAAUGAGAGAACCAAGCGGAGAGAAUCUGUCUUGCGUCGUUGUCUUUGUCCUUGUAUAUUACUCUCUUAUGGCAGCUAUGGUAUGGUUCGUCAUAUUGACAUAUGCUUGGCAUAUGAGUUUUCGAGCACUUGGCACAAUACAAGAUCGGAUAGACAAAAAGAGCGCUUACUUUCAUCUGAUCGCUUGGUGCAUACCACUCGUUUUGACGGUGGCGAUCAUGGCUCUAGGCCGAAUUGAUGGCAACAGCAUGACGGGGAUAUGCUUCGUGGGUUAUGCUGAUCACGCGGCGAAAGCUUUUGUACUAGGUCCCGUAUUACUUGCUGUUCUAAUAGGAGGAUAUUUUCUAUGCAGAGGACUGUAUACCCUUAUUCGCCUAAAAAUAAGCAGUCAAGAGAUUAUAUCGGAAAGAGCAAGUUCAAAGAUAAAACAGACCAUUGUCAGAAUGGGACUUUUUUCUAUAGCCGCUCUCGCAGCGGUUAUUGUAACAUUUUACUGCCAUAUUUACGAAAUACAAAACUCAUGGCAAUGGCGACAAAGUUUCAGAAGUUACAUGAUAUGCGCAAUUGCAACCAAGUACACGGAUGUAUCUGAAUGUAAAAUGGACGUGAGACCUAGUACAGGUAAAUUGCAAUUGCAUUUGCUCGCGUUAUUCUCUACUGGCAUACUCAUGUCUUCGUGGAUUUGGACUAGUUCGACUGUCGAUACGUGGUGCAGAUUUCUGAGGAGAAUCUUCAAUCGCGAGACAGAGGAGCCUCCUAUAAGACUGAGCAAGCACAGGCUUAUCGCACACUUAUUUGCAAAUCGGAAAACAUUUAAUAAGGCCGGACGCUUGUCCAUAAGUUUCCACAACACCCACGCGGAUCCGGUUGGACUGAAUUUCGAUCUCAAUUCCGCGGCGUCGCAGGAUUUCAGUACCACUUGGGCGGCCGCCUUGCCUAAAUUAGUGACGCGGAGAGGUGCCCUAGUUGGCGGCACUACAGGAUCCGUGUCUAGUAAUAGACGAAAUUCCGUGGAUUCUGAAAUUAGUUUUCGGUACGUAUCUAUGGAAUCUAGACGGAACUCUCUGGAUUCACAGAUAUCCGUGCAGAUCGCGCAGGUGAAGACAACACGAAAGGUUGCAAGUCGAUCACGUGGUCGUCGCGGAAAAAGCAGAAGAGACUUUGGGAAAUCACGAUCAGCCAAAAUCGAUCCACUCUCUAGGAGAGGCAGCACCACUUCUCAAGACAGUCAACUGAUGACUCAAGUUCCGAUACAAAUGCCCAAUAUGGGUAGGAGACUGGGAAAUGCCGGAUUAGACGAGCGAGCUUUGAAAAUUAUUGACACUAAAAACACCGGCAUGUUAUUACCCUUUUUGUUAAGAGGACAGAGCGGCAGCGAUGAGAAUUUAAGCAGCGAGGAGAAGGGACAUCAAGAUAUGGUUGAUAAGGACGUUGAUGUAGAGACAGGCAAUAUGGAAAAGGAAGAUGAACAAGAUAGUGAUAGCGAAGACAGUCAGUCGGAGGAUGAAGUGAAGAUGUUAAAUGCAGAGAAUUCGCACGAGCGUAGUAAAAAUAAGGAACGUAGCAAUAAGAAUUGUAAAACUUAUGACAAUGAUAGAAGAAGUCGGGAGAGCAGUCACAGAGGCAAGUAUGUUCUACAAGAUGGAACCAUUCUGAAGCAUUUACUUCAGGAAGCUAAUGAUAAAGAAAAAAUGAUUAAGAUGAAGAAUGAAAAUGAGAAGAAGGAGGUGUACAGAAAAGCUGUGAUGAGCGAUUUGGAUUCUAGUCUCACCUCAUGUUAUCCAGAGUUAACGAGAUUACUGCAAGUUGACGGGCAAACUAAUGCCAGAGAAAUGGCGACGCAGACUUCGCUCCCGCUCGAUAUAUUGGAAAUGGAAGAGUUAAAACAGAGUAUCGACGAGAUAAUUAACAGCAGACAUUGUAGCUCUAAGGGGACUCAAAUAUCGCCGCAAUUGAAAAAAAGUAAAAUAUCGCGAUAUAAGACUGAGGAU